Molecule: messenger RNA, 966 nt
Organism: Megachile rotundata (alfalfa leafcutting bee)
Lineage: Eukaryota; Metazoa; Arthropoda; Insecta; Hymenoptera; Megachilidae
Source: RefSeq, a predicted model, not a curated record
UUCAUACCCAUCCAGAUAUUUUAAAUUAAAAAAAAGAGACUAACAUAUUUUCAUCUAAAAUUCCGACGUCGAAAAGGUCGAUUUCCGUUCCCAACUGGAGUUUUUUUAAUUAACCGACAAACAUCGUUACGAAAUUAAUUGUAAGCAGCCGCGAUAAUAUCCCAGUGUUCCCAAGCGAGUUGUAAUCGCGAGGCAGUCCACUUAUCGCCUCAAUUACAGGAAUGCUCGAAUUAUCUAUGAGCUGGUGUUUCGACGAACGCGAGAAAAAGUCGAGGGAAACGGUCGUUGAAAGAACAUCGCGACAGUUUAACGUGACUCAUGUUCCGUGGCUUAUGCAUUCCUCUUCGAUGUCAUAAUCUCGUCGCUUCUUCCAGUCGCGGGAAAAUGUUCGUUCUCGUUUUACGCGUGUUUGUUUCCUCCGUUCCGUUCCAUUACUCUAGUCUCGAUUUUAUGUGGAGAAAAACCCUAUCUUUCUAGUUCACUCGCUGCAAGCGCAAGUUUUUGUUCGUUGAAAAGUGGAACGUGGAGUGACAGGUGACACGAUAUCUAUUGCGACGAUUAGAGUUUUAUAGGAUGACUGCCUUGAGGUCAUUGCUGACCGGUAGUUCGGUGGAGGAAACGUUGGGUCACGUGUUCCGUGGUCGAAGGAGGAUCGAUCGUAGCGAGGUAUCGAGCGUCAGUGCGCGGCUGAACGAGGAUCGAUCGAGGCAGGUGGAUCAUCGCGUGGCUCGUGCGGGUCAGGGCGUGUCGUUCGCGUUCAACAAACCGAUACAAUCCGCUUUCCGUGACUGCAAACGUCAAGGAAACACAGUGCAGAAGGAAUUACGGUGUUCACGGUACACCGACAACUCGUGCUCUACGCUCCCGACAAUCCGAUAUCGAACGAUUCGAAUCUUACGAUCGAACGUCAAGAUUAUUGAACGGUUCAAGUGAAGUGUCUUAUCAUUGUUUAUUUAUUCCGAUUUG